Molecule: messenger RNA, 2831 nt
Organism: Glossina fuscipes
Lineage: Eukaryota; Metazoa; Arthropoda; Insecta; Diptera; Glossinidae
Gene: Hrd3
Product: protein sel-1 homolog 1
Exons: 8
Coding region: 274-2742 (822 amino acids)
Biological process (GO): ERAD pathway
Cellular component (GO): endoplasmic reticulum membrane
Molecular function (GO): protein binding
Source: RefSeq, a predicted model, not a curated record
UACGGUAUACUUUAAAGCAACAUCUAACGCAACUUAGUAAAGUCUUACGUGGGAAUCCUGUUAAUUGAAAAAAUAAAUAGUAGAAGAGAUUUUACGAUUAAAAUACAUAAAUAAAAUCGAAGAAUGUUAUGUUAGUAAAUUUGCUAAAUUUAUUUUCUUAAUAUAAAAUUGUACAAAAGUACGUGAAGAAGUGCUUUUAGCACAAAUCCGAAGAGCACCUUUUAAUUAUAAAAAACUAUAGGCACUGGAACACAAAACGAAACGCAACAAAAUAUGAAUUUGGGCAUAAUAGCCAUUGCAUUGGCGUUGCUGUCACAUACGUGCUUAAUGGUAACAGCUGAUUUGCGAGGUCCUGAAGUAGCUGCGCCUGCAACUAGUAAGGAUGAUGAUGAGCAAUCAUUAAGCACGGCCAGCCACGAAGAGGUAACAAAAUCCAAAGAAUCGGAAACAGAUGACCAAACAAGUACCGAGUUGCCAACGAAUCAACGUAAAGCAGUUAAAUAUAUUGCCGAUCAGAUGUCAGCAGCUACUGCUACUCAUCAAGCCGGUGCAAGUCUGCAAGCUGAGUUGGGAAGUUCGGGGGCAAAAUUAUUGAAAGAUGCCAUUUUUGAACAGUUAUGGAACGAGAAACUAAUAAGACAAAAACUUCAAGAUGAAAUUGAAGCAAUCGAAGCUAGACGCGAGCCUCAAGAGAUUAUAGAUCCAACACCAGAACAAAUUGAAGCUCAUAGUAUGUAUGAAGAAGCUAUGGAGUUACUGGCUAAGCCAAAUGCAGAUAAACGUGUCGUGUACACUCUCAUGAGUAAAGCAGCUGAAAUGAAGCAUAAUCAUGCACGAGCUGAACUUGCUUGGGCCCGUGUUUUAGGCCAUAAUAUGGAUUUUGAUUUUGCUUAUGCCGCUAAAGAGUUCGACGUCUUAGCGGAAGAAGGCUUACCGGAAGCCAAUAUUGGUCUAGCAUUUCUCUAUUCGGUCGGUGUUGGCGGCAAAAACGUAAGUCAAUCAAUGGCUCUUAUACAUCUGACAUUGGCCGCAUUGGGUGAUCAUACUUUCGCUCAAAUGGCUUUGGGUUACCGCUACUCGUUUGGUAUUAACGUACCGGCCAGUUGUGAAAAGUCUCUGUCCUAUUAUAAGAAAGUGGCCAAAAAGGUGGCUAAUAAGAUCACGUUUUCAAGUGGUCCCGUAGUGCAUCGUGUACGUUUGCUGGAUGAAUCGGAAAAUCAUGGUAGUCAGGAAAACGAAAUUGUCGAGUAUUAUCAACUCUUAGCCGAUAAAGGUGACGUGCAAUCGCAAGUCGGCUUAGGACAAUUAUAUUAUCAAGGAGGCAAAGCAAUACAGCAAGAUCAUCAGAAAGCUUUGGAAUAUUUUACUUUAGCAGCUAACGCUGGCAAUGCCAUUGGAUAUGCUUUUUUAGGAAAAUUGUACUUAGAAGGUAGUGAGCACAUAAAGGCUGACAAUGAAACCGCAUUUAAGUAUUUUGCCAAAGCAGCGAAUUUAGGCGAUCCUGUUGGACAAAGUGGUGUAGGUUUGAUGUAUCUAAAUGGUUUGGGAGUACCAAAGGAUGCUAUGAAGGCUUUAAAUUACUUUAAUAUGGCCGCCGAUCAAGGUUGGGUCGACGGUCAGUUGCAAUUGGGAAAAAUGUAUUUCACGGGUAAUGGUGUGAAAACUGAUUACAAACUGGCAUUUAAAUAUUUUAACUUGGCUUCGCAAUCUGGUCAUGUUUUGGCUUACUACAAUUUGGGUAUAAUGCAUGCAUAUGGCAUGGGCAUGUUGCGUUCUUGUCCUACCGCUGUAGAGUUCUUUAAAAAUGUAGCCGAACGUGGUCGAUGGGGCAUCAAUUUAAUGCAUGCUUACAACGAUUAUAAAAACUCUCAUGUCGAUAAAGCUUACAUGCAAUACGCUUUGCUAGCGGAAUUGGGUUACGAAGUAGCCCAAAGUAAUGCAGCGUUUCUUUUAGAUCGUGGUGAUGUAACCAUUUUCCAUGAUCGCAACGAAGACUUAAUACGUGCCUUUUAUUAUUGGAAGCGUGCAGCAGCGCAAGGUUAUUCAGCUGCUCAAGUUAAACUUGGUGAUUAUUAUUAUUACGGUUGGGGUACUAAUGUGGACUUUGAAACGGCAGCUGCUUUAUAUCGUAAAGCUUCCGAACAACAGUAUAAUGCACAAGCGAUGUUUAAUUUAGGUUACAUGCAUGAGAAAGGCUUAGGUAUGAAGAAAGAUUGGCAUUUGGCGAAACGUUUAUAUGAUUUGGCAGCCGAAACCAAUGCAGAUGCUAAAAUUCCGGUUGCGAUCGCAUUAAUAAAAUUGCAAAUUUUAACUAAAAUUGAAGCCAUUAAGGAGUCACCGUAUCGAUUCAUAUUUUACUUGGACGAAAGUAUAGAAGCUAAUUGGGAUUUAUAUUUGAUAGCCAUAUUAACUUUACUGAUGGGUUUUCUUAUCUAUACGAGACGUGUCUACGAGCGCGAGCUAGAACAAUUGCAAAAUGAAGUUGAUAAUCUAGUGACAAAUACGGCAGAAAACAGAAAUGAGGCAAAUGUGACAACACCAGCAAAUCAAAAUGAUAACGCGACUGCGACGACAGAAAACUUAAUAAACGAUAAUACGACGACAAGUACAACUGCCGAUAUUCCUACAACAACAACAACAACUAGUAACAACAGUCUUUUAAGGCAGCGUCAUACAACGGCAGCGCCGGCAACGGCAACGGCAGCGACCGCUUCAGCCUCGACAGCUGACCCCACUGAAUAGUUUAAUAGCUUAAUAUUUAUAUAUUAAACUAUAUUUACUUUAAAUAUUGUUUAAUUUUAAAUUUCUGUGUAUAUGAAGAAGAAGAAAGC